AUGCCUGGCGACUUUCCGACUGGUAUGAGCAACGUAACUGCCCGACACUUUCAACGAGUAUCGAGAGAUAUUCACGAAUACAAUCAAGCGAACUACCGCGCCGACGAACUUCAAACAGCCAGUAACAUUCAGCAGUAUUAUCAUGAUGCGAAUGUACCGGUUAUGGGUUCAGCUUCGUUAACAUCGCUUCUAGAACGUAUAUUAGUCGAUAUUGGAAUUAACCUGCAGUUACUUUAA
This is a messenger RNA of Adineta ricciae, 237 nucleotides long. NCBI's taxonomy places the organism in Eukaryota, Metazoa, Rotifera, Eurotatoria, Adinetida, Adinetidae. The record is from the annotation of a GenBank genome assembly.